Phyllopteryx taeniolatus (common seadragon) is the source of this 1012-nucleotide messenger RNA. Its product is annotated as olfactory marker protein-like. The transcript has a single exon. Gene Ontology annotation, biological process: sensory perception of smell; signal transduction. The coding region runs from base 33 to 515 and encodes 160 amino acids. Lineage: Eukaryota; Metazoa; Chordata; Actinopteri; Syngnathiformes; Syngnathidae. The record is from RefSeq and is a predicted model, not a curated record.
UGUUAUACAGCCGCUAAUCCAUCUUAGCAGUCAUGGCGAAUACCCUGGAGCUGCUUUUCUGCCCGGACCCCCAGCUGACCGAGGUGAUGCGCCUGCGUGUGCAGUCCCUGCAGCAGCGCGGCCAGAAACGUCAGGACGGGGAGCGCCUUCUACAGCCCAACGAGGCCGUGUACCGCCUGGACUUCACCAAGCAGUCGCUGGGCUUCUCCCAUUGGACGGUGCGUCUGGCCCAUUCGGGCUGCCUCACCAUCACAGCCACGUCGCAGCUGUGGACGCCCGACCUCACCCACCUGAUGACCCGCCAGCUCCUGGAGCCCCCGGGGGUCUUCUGGAGAGCGGCGGAUGACGCCCACGAGGGGGGGACCAAGUGCUACGAGGCUGACGCGCACGAGUUUGGCGAGCGCAUUGCGGAGCUGGCCAAGGUGAGGAAGGUCAUGUACUUCCUGUUUGCCUUCGGGGAGGGAUGCAGCCCGGAGACGGUGGACUGCUCCAUCACCUUCACGGUGGACAGUUAAAACCUUCUAUGGAACCUUCGUGAAUUUUGAACACAGCACCAGUUUGUAACCAAGUAACUGUAACUAAAGCAAAGUAAAGUAAACAAAAAAUGUCAGGAAAAGCCGACUAGAACACCUAAACUUAGAGACUAAAUGGUGGCAGGUGUGUGCUGACUCCCAUUUAACAUUAGUUUGAAUGUGAUUGGUUAAUUUUGAACACAACCACAGUUCCAGUUUUCUAACUAAGUAACUGUAACUCAAUAUUUAAAAUACUAGUUAUUUUUAUUUAACCUAUAUUUGUGCAAUAUAUUUGUGCAAUUUGUGCAAUAUAUUUGAAUUGAUUCAUUAUUUAAGUACCAUUUUUUAUUUUGUGCAGUGUUAAUGUUCAAAAUGUGCGUGUUACAGUGGCUUACUUGUUAAAUAUACUUUUCGAGAAUAAAACCUUUGUCUCGUUUGGUGUAAAAAGUUUGACAACUACAGGAUUGGUCAUUAGAUUCCCUCGUGACGCAACUGUUGUG